Messenger RNA from Oikopleura dioica, 285 nucleotides. The record is from the annotation of a GenBank genome assembly. Lineage: Eukaryota; Metazoa; Chordata; Appendicularia; Copelata; Oikopleuridae.
AUGCUCGUUAAUGUUCUUCUUCUUUCAGCGGCUCUUGGCGACAGCAUUUCGUUCAACCGAGGGCUGAACAACGCUCGGACGCACUCCUUCCGAAUGUACCACAGCCAACUUGAUGAAGGAUGGCCAGUCUUUCCUAAGGUUACGGUCCACUGCGACAACAACUGCGACGAGGAAUUAAUGAGCUACCUUGGCCGAUUCAUGAUAGUAAACAAAGUCGACGAACCAAAAGAUCUUGAAAAAGUUCGUCGUCGACUCUCUUACGUGAAUUAUCUAGGCGGUGCUUAG